AUGGCUGAGACUUUAGAUAAAAUCGAAAUUAAUACUUCGCAGAGACGUACAACUAUCAGUGAGACAGAGGAAGAACAUGCAUUAAAGGAAAUAAUCAAUAAUAUGCAAAUAUUCACAACUGAAACUGAACACGAAACAACUGUUGAAUGUCCAUCUGCACAGAUUGGAAGCUCUCAAGAUGGGAUUUCAGUCAAAAUCCAUAUGAACACCUUGCAGUACCAUGAAUCGAUUAGUUAUGAAAAAGAAGAACAUGGAUUAAAGAAAAUCGAUACACUCAUGGAAUGUUCUCAAAUAGAUAAACGUGAACCUAAACAAGAGACAAUUAAUGAUUACCAAAGCUAUUCAGUUGAAAUAUUGGACAAUGUUCAAAUAAAACAGUCACUGUGCUGUGCAUCAAAUAAUAAUGAAUUAGACGAACAUAAUUCCGGAGAAAAGGAGAAACGUGUACAACCAUUCCAAAUACACAACGCUGAAAGACAACAUGAUCAGACGAUGGCUUUUUCCGAAAACACACAGCUAGGAAACGGCUCAGGUAUGAAGCUAAUUAUAAUGGACAAUAUUUUAAAUGAAAUGCAAAAUAACAUGAUGACACCUGCAGAGGUAGUCAAGUUUAUAGACUUGUUGCUUGAAAAGGACCCGACAGAUCUUUGCCAACGAAGAUCUACAAUGACAGACACUACAGUGUUGUGUGUUCAUACACCAUUCUGUUACACCUUACACAUGACAAGUGACAGUGUGUAUUAA
Mytilus californianus (California mussel) is the source of this 744-nucleotide messenger RNA. RefSeq lists its product as uncharacterized. The transcript is spliced from 6 exons. Bases 1 to 744 code for a protein of 247 amino acids. Lineage: Eukaryota; Metazoa; Mollusca; Bivalvia; Mytilida; Mytilidae. The record is from RefSeq and is a predicted model, not a curated record.